AUGGCCGGCUACUCGAUCAAGCUCUCCAAAGAACUCAAAGAGUCGCUGGCGUCCGAGUUCGACAGCAACUGGGACUCCGAUCGCGACGACCCCGUUGACGUCGAUGUCGAGCCCCCGCCCCCGCACCCCGCCCAGCAGAACACAGCCACCCCGCGCGAAGGCGGCAGCCACGGUUCGGUGUCGAGCGAGUCGUCUGACGGCAAGGAGUUGGAGGAGCAGGAGAAGGACGUCGAUGGGAAGGGGCGGUCGAAGUCGAUUGGGAGCAGGUUGAAGAGGAUUUUGAGUACCGAUGCGAAACUGCCGAAGCUUAGCGAAAGUAAGGAUGAGGAUAGGUGA
Molecule: messenger RNA, 336 nt
Organism: Lasiodiplodia theobromae
Lineage: Eukaryota; Fungi; Ascomycota; Dothideomycetes; Botryosphaeriales; Botryosphaeriaceae
Exons: 2
Coding region: 1-336 (111 amino acids)
Source: RefSeq, a predicted model, not a curated record